AAAGCAGCGAUCGUUGACUCGGGCGGUCACUAGGAGGCUCUCCACCUUCCACAACACCUCUCACCCGAGACCUGCGCUGCCGUCUUUUGUUCUGCCUUCUUACUGAAGGAAAAGAGGCACAACCGCAACCACCGUUCAGGACGAGAGACAUUCGCUACAAAGAUGGACGAGCAUCUGGCGCAAUUGCUCGCCAAUACCCAAGACAAAAACGAGGGUCCCCGCAAGCAGGCCGAGCUCGACCUUCUGCAUGCCCAACGGAACCCCGAGUUUCCCCUGUCGCUGGCCCGCAUUGGCGUACACACGGGCGCCCCCGUUCAGAUCCGCCAGUCCGCCUUGACGUACCUGCGGAAGUUCAUCGAGAAGAACUGGGCCCCCGACGAUGCUGGCAGUGGCCCCCAGAUUCCAAUCGAAGACUCGACCAAGGACUACCUGCGAAACGUCAUCUUGGAACUGGUCUUGAACCCCGAGGACGAGCGCAAGGUCAAGGUCGCGGCUAGCUAUGUGGUCUCCAAGAUUGCUACGGCCGACUUCCCACACCGGUGGCCUAACCUCCUUCCCUCCGUCCUCGGCGUUAUGCCUAAUGGAACCGAUGCGCAACUUCACGGCGCUCUGAGGAUUCUGCAAGAUCUAGUAGAAGAGAGCUUGACCGAUGAGCAAUUCUUCGGCGUCGCCAGGGAUAUCGUCAAGGCUUGCUACGACGUGGCACUAAACGAGAACCGCAAGCAAAACCACCGUAGCCUGGCCGUGCUGGUCUUCCGGAGUUGCUUCGACCUCAUGGAUAUUGUCAAGGAGGACCACAAGAAGGAGGUCAAAAGUUUUGCCGAGCAGGUUCUCAGCGGCUGGCUACCGUUCCUGGAACAGGUGAUCAAGACGCCGCUCCCACCAGUCUUGGAGAACUCGGGCUCGCAGCCCGAAAACUGGUACGGGCCGAUCGCGCUCAAGGAUCAGGCAGUGAAGACGCUGAUCAAGAUCCGGACCGUCUUUCCAUCUCUUCUCCUCCCCCAGAGCCUCGCCCUGUUCACUGCCACGUGGGAGGAACUUUCGAGACUGGUGCCAUCACAUCAGGCCCUGUUCAUCGAUUCUGAUGCUCAGAGCCGCUUGGAGGACAUCGACGGCCUCCCCUUCACGCUCGACUUCCUGGUCCUGGACGAGUUAGACUUCCUCAACCAAUGUAUCCGUGCCCCGCCCGUGCAGAAGCAACUCGAGGCCGAGAUCAAGUCACGCGGCGCUGUCCACGACACCCCGUGGGUGUUGGAUCUCAUGAAUCUGCUGGUUUCCUACUCUCAGGUGACGCAGGAAGAAGAAGGGUUGUGGGAUAUCGAUGUGUCCCUCUAUCUCGCCGACGAAACGUCCGUGUCGUCCAACUACACUGCCAGGACUGCCUGUGGCGAUCUCGUCAUCAAACUCGGAGAAUGGCUCAACAAGGCGGCACUCGAGGGUCUUUUUGCAUACACCAAGACCCUCUUCUCGGGCGAGGGCGCGACCUGGCAGAAGCAAGAAGCGUCUCUGUACCUGUUCAAUUCCAUCUUGAACGACUUCCAGGACUGCGACAAGACCGUGCCCCCCGAGAUCGCGAACGCCUACCUCGAACUCGUCACCUACGCGAUCAGCAGGCAAGACGAGCCGAUGCUGCGGGCUCGCGGGUACCUCGUCGCUGGCGCAUUGGCACAGGUCUACCAGCCAGCCCUCGGCCUACUCGAUAAAGCCAUCGAAGCCAUCACCAGGGAUGAGUCUGAGCUUGUACAAGUCGCCAGCAUCAAGGCUGUCGAAGGCUUCAUCAGGGGUGGCGCUCCGGCAGACCGCCAGGUUCCUAUCGUUCUGGCCAUCCAGGGCUUCCUGGAAGCCAAGGACCUCAGCGAUCUGGAGGACGCCGAUGACCUCUUAGUCACUCUUCUGGAGACCCUUCGCACCACCAUCAGCAUGGAUACCAGGAUUGCCAUCCAGCCGGACAGCAAGGCGGUCGACCUGCUCUUCCUCAUCGCCAAACACGGCGCAGCCAAUUUCCAUGUCACUCUUAUUGUCUGCGAAACCUUUGAGGACAUUGCUAGAACCUACAAGGACAAUGAGGGCCCGCUUAAGGACAUGGGGCAUCCUCGUCUGUACGCGGCUCUCUGCAGCAAGGUCUUGCCAUCUAUCACCGGGACGUUCGACGUUGCGAACCUCACCCAGGAUGACCCUCUCGUUACGCUGGCCGCCGAGCUUUUGUCACUUCUUGUUCAAUAUGGCUCUGAGCCCCUUCCCGAAGGCUUCGUUGCCGCCACCCUCCCCAAGUUGCAUCAUCUCCUGAUGACCUCUUCCGAAGGCGACAUUUUGCGUCCCAGUUCCGAGGCCGUCAAGUACAUCCUGAUGCACGACCACAAGCAGGUCUUUAGCUGGCAGGACGAGAGCGGCCGGUCCGGUCUUGAGGUCUGUCUCCGCGUCAUCGACCGCCUCCUGGGCCCGAACAUUGAGGAUACGGCGGCGUCUGAAAUCGGCGGCUUGGCUGCCGAGCUGGUCGAGAAAGCCGGCCACGAGAGGCUUGGUCCUUUCCUGCCGCAGCUUCUUCAGGCAGUCGCUACUCGCCUGGACACAGCCCAGGCUGCUCCUUUCAUCCAGUCCUUGAUUCUCGUGUUUGCUCGACUCUCGCUCGUUGGUGCGCAAGAUGUCGUCAACUUCCUCAGCGACAUCCAGAUCAAAGGUCAGGUGGGGCUGCAGGUUGUUCUUAGCAAGUGGCUCGAGAACUCGGUCAACUUUGCCGGCUACGACGAGAUUCGUCAAAAUGUGAUUGCCCUGUCCAAGCUCUACUCGCUGAACGACUCUCGGGUUGCGCAAACCAUGGUCAAGGGCGACCUCAUUAUUGCCAACACCGAUAGGAUCAUGACAAGGUCGCGGGCGAAACUGAACCCCGACCGCUACACGAUCAUCCCUGCUCCCCUGAAGAUCCUCAAGGUUCUUAUUGAAGAGCUCGUCUCGGCCUCCGGCAUGCAAGCGGCCUCCAACAUGGCGGCAGCGGCAGCGACGGAGCUCGCCGAAGAGGACGAAGAUGGCGACGGGGACAAUGACGGGUGGGAGGACGAGCCCGACGACACGCUUGACCUGGCGCUCGGCAGCACCAAGUCGGACCUGAUGGGCUGGGCCGAGGGCGGCAACAAUUCGCGGCAGCGGGACGACGAGACCCAGGCGUACCUGAUCGACUUCUUCAUGCGCGCUGACGCAGAAAACAUUGCCGACUUCCGAAACUGGUGCGGCAUGCUGACCGACGACGAGAAGCGCAAGAUCAAGGAGGCGGCGCAGUAGAGAGGCGGCGUGCAGGUUGGAGGGGGGAACGUCGUGAUUGGUGAAGC
Messenger RNA from Thermothelomyces thermophilus ATCC 42464, 3323 nucleotides. RefSeq lists its product as uncharacterized. The transcript has 5 exons. The record is from RefSeq and is a predicted model, not a curated record. Lineage: Eukaryota; Fungi; Ascomycota; Sordariomycetes; Sordariales; Chaetomiaceae. Gene Ontology annotation, molecular function: small GTPase binding. Bases 163 to 3276 code for a protein of 1037 amino acids. Gene Ontology annotation, biological process: protein import into nucleus. Gene Ontology annotation, cellular component: nuclear envelope; cytosol.